Lepidothrix coronata (blue-crowned manakin) is the source of this 576-nucleotide messenger RNA. Its product is annotated as protein-glutamine gamma-glutamyltransferase K-like. The record is from RefSeq and is a predicted model, not a curated record. Gene Ontology annotation, biological process: peptide cross-linking. Lineage: Eukaryota; Metazoa; Chordata; Aves; Passeriformes; Pipridae. Bases 1 to 576 code for a protein of 191 amino acids. Gene Ontology annotation, molecular function: protein-glutamine gamma-glutamyltransferase activity. The transcript is spliced from 6 exons.
AUGACCACUGGCACCUCCGGGGCCCCCGUCAGAUAUGGCCAGUGCUGGGUCUUCGCGGGAGUCAUGACCACCGUGCUGCGCUGCCUGGGCCUCCCCACCCGCACGGUGACCAACUACAACUCGGCCCACGACACCGACGUCUCCCUGACCACCGACAUCUACUUCGACGAGAACAUGAAGCCCCUGGAGCGCCUCAACACCGACUCCGUCUGGUCCACUGGUUUUUACUGGGCGGAGGCCAUGGGGAUCAACCAGCAGGGAGUGAUGGCCUCAUACUGGUCCGUACUGGUCCGCCUGUUCUGCUGCGGGCCGUGCUCGGUGACGGCGGUGAAGAACGGCGAGGUCUUCCUCAAGUACGACACGCCCUUCGUCUUCGCCGAGGUGAACAGCGACAAGGUGUACUGGCAGCGGCAGCCGGGCGGCGCCUUCGCCGUGGUGCACGUGGAGGAGGGGGCCAUCGGGCGCCGCAUCAGCACCCUGGGCGCCGGCUCCGGCCAGCGCCUCGACGUCACCCACCAGUACAAGCACCCCGAGGGUGAGGGCGGGGCCCCGACCCCGCGAGCCUUGACCUCUUGA